This is a messenger RNA of Ceutorhynchus assimilis (cabbage seed weevil), 1485 nucleotides long. The record is from the annotation of a GenBank genome assembly. NCBI's taxonomy places the organism in Eukaryota, Metazoa, Arthropoda, Insecta, Coleoptera, Curculionidae.
AAAAUGUAGUCAGGCUUACUAAGCGCCAAGUUGUAGAAGUAGUUUUAUAAAAGCUUUAAUAAACGCGCUCCUUCCUUUAGAAGAAGUUUUGUCGAUUUUUAUGUUUAAAAUAAGUAGACCGCGAUGUAUCGGGAAAUUCAAUAUGAUGGCGUUCAAAUAUGUUUCAAAUAAAAUUAUUUAAAGCUUAAAAGUUUUGUAACAAAACCAAGGUCAGCAGUAGUGUGGUUUUUGAUUGAAAUUUGUGUUUUGAAUAAUAUGUGUUUCAACAUUGUGAACAAUUUGGAUUUUAAACAUAUAGCACAAUCCAGCAAUGCUAAAUAGGCAUAGUUCGAUCAGAUGUCACGUCGCGCUUCCAACCACCACCAACCCAGAUAUACUGAAAACAACCCCUACCAUGUCACUACAAUUGCCCGCCCUCAACUCUACCAUCACCAGCAAAAAAUCCAUCACCAAAGAAAAUCAUUUACACACCAACCACAGACUACCGUAGACAUCGGCGUCAGCGAUGCCACCACUACAGACACCUACUAUGAUUACUGCGCAGCAGAAGAUAGAAGUACUUUCCUACCUCUGCGCGAAAGCAGGAACACCGACGUCACUUUUUCCGAUGAUAGCGGCUCAACUAGACUGCCUUAUUUCGAGUUCGACGAGGAAUCUAAUAAGGGCAGGAACUCGUUUUCGGACAGGAGCUUCCAGAGGCUCCAGAGGCACGGAAUAAGGCAGGACGAGCUGGAAGAGGAACCUUUCGAAGAUAGAUUGUACCAUGAAAUUCAAACACCCUGUGAUAAUGGUCCUAUACCAGUCCAAACCACAAAUGGUAGAAGACCUGUGAUAUCAAGAACAUCAGACCGACCGCAAAGCUCUAUGAGUUCAGCUCUGACCAAUGCCAUGGUUUACGGUUGCGGUGGCAAAUGCCAAACUUUCGAAAGCGUUUGCUAUUUUCUAUUGCAAUUAAUAUUCACUAUGGGUAUUCUCAUAGGCGUUUCUUUGUGCAUCGCCGGUUUGGUCCUAAGAAGAUCAGCAGCCAGAAAUCUUCAAGUCCUAGUCUACAUUGGCAUUAUGCUGGCAAUGGUGAGCUCGCUUCUACUAACAAUUCAGUGUAGAGCGAAAAACGUGGCGAAAAGACGAAUCAAAGCAAUCCAGUCAGCGAAAAGAGCACCAAUUCAAAUGGAGACUUUGAAUAUCCGUUCGAAUCCAGUCCACUUGGAUCGGUUGCCCAGCAUAAGAGAAAACCAAAGACAUUUGCCGCAAGUGCAUAACUUGAGACCUUUGCCGCAAAGACCGAGGACGAUGGCCAUGGACGAAGAGCAAGGUGUACCUUGGUGGAGGCGUGGAAAUGUAGUUUGAAUUUUUGGAUUGGAUAAGAGGUAUAAGACUGACACGUGUAUAAAAAUGUAUAUUAAUUUAUUUGCUACCUCGUGGAUUGUUUUGAAUAAUUUGUGACAGUGAAAUUAAUGAGAUUUUGUGAAAUUUUAAUUAAUAAAU